Molecule: messenger RNA, 1270 nt
Organism: Carya illinoinensis
Lineage: Eukaryota; Viridiplantae; Streptophyta; Magnoliopsida; Fagales; Juglandaceae
Product: peroxidase 10-like
Exons: 4
Coding region: 191-1171 (326 amino acids)
Biological process (GO): hydrogen peroxide catabolic process; response to oxidative stress
Molecular function (GO): peroxidase activity; heme binding
Source: RefSeq, a predicted model, not a curated record
UGUGGAUUUAUACCAAACUCAACUGAGAGUGAGUCAGUGACACCCUUAGUGGUCCUCCCACUCUUCACAGAAGUUAAUUGGUAAUUAAUAUGCGUUCUGCAUUGGUUGCCUGUGUAUAAAUUGCUUGUACUUGCCACUGCUUGGCACACAUCAUAAGCAAGCAUUUAGAUACUCUCUGCACGUUCAAGUCAUGGAUCAAAACCCCCGUAGUCUUUUCUUUGUAACCUUCUUUGGCCUCUUGCUCCUAAGUCCUCAUGUAUCCUGUCAACUUGAUUACAAAUUCUAUGCCUCCACUUGUCCGAACCUGCCAAAGAUUGUUCGAUACAGUGUAUGGUCAGCCAUUGCAAAUGAUACUAGGAUGGCAGCCUCUCUCUUGCGGCUUCACUUCCACGAUUGUUUUGUUAAUGGAUGUGACGCGUCAGUUUUGCUUGAUGAUACUGGCACAACUAAAGGGGAGAAGAAUGCGUUCCCUAAUAAGAACUCAGUUAGAGGUUACGAGGUCAUUGACACAAUAAAGACCAAUUUGGAGAAAGCUUGCCCAUCCACUGUUUCCUGUGCUGAUGUGCUAACUCUUGCAGCAAGAGAUGCUGUUUUUCUUGCUGGAGGAUACUAUUGGGAUGUACCCUUGGGUCGCCGAGAUGGCACAACAGCAAGUGAGAGUGAAGCUAACAACUUGCCAAGCCCCUUUGAGCCCUUAGAAAACAUCACUGCAAAAUUCACUUCAAAGGGGCUUGAUGUAAAGGAUGUAGUCGUCCUAUCAGGUGCGCACACUAUUGGGUUCGCUCAAUGCUUUACAUUCAAGUCAAGGCUCUUCAAAUUUGCUAAUGGUAAACCUGAUCCAACACUGGAUGCAUCCCUCCUACAAACUUUGCAGAGCACAUGCCCAGAAGAUGAUGCUGCUUCUGACACCAAAUUGUCUCCCUUGGAUCCAGUCACUUCGAAAAAAUUUGAUAAUAUCUAUUACAGAAACCUCGUGAACAAUUCUGGGCUACUUCAGUCAGACCAAGCUCUUAUGGGGGACAAUAAAACCGCUUCAAUGGUCAUUAACUAUAGCAUGUACCCAUAUCUUUUCUACAGGGAUUUUGCAGCAUCAAUGGUGAAGAUGGCCAGCAUAGGUGUGCUUACAGGGCAGAGUGGAGAGAUUAGAAAAAACUGUAGAGUGGUGAACUAAAAAACCUGUGUAUGUGAAAUAAACGAUCUUCAAAAGGGUUCUUGGGAUGUAAGUAGUAAGAAUGAAAUGCAGGUCUCUAAUUUAGAACUCUUGUGACAA